This is a messenger RNA of Diachasma alloeum, 4587 nucleotides long. RefSeq lists its product as uncharacterized. Lineage: Eukaryota; Metazoa; Arthropoda; Insecta; Hymenoptera; Braconidae. The transcript is spliced from 6 exons. Gene Ontology annotation, molecular function: nucleic acid binding; zinc ion binding. Gene Ontology annotation, biological process: DNA integration. The record is from RefSeq and is a predicted model, not a curated record. Bases 1 to 4587 code for a protein of 1528 amino acids.
AUGGUUGAUCUCUCUUAUAAAAAUACCAAGCCAUACAAAGUUCACAUUACAGUGAACAACGAUGAAAGUGUCAUUGAUGCGAGCUGUCAGUGCAAGGCCCGAGAAUCGAAAAACUGUUCACAUGUAAUUGCUUUGUUGUUAGCUCUUGAGGAUUACACCCUACGGUUUGGGUAUCAACCAGUCACAGGCACAUCGAAAUUGAAGGCCUGGAAUCAGGGUAGGAAAAAAGGGAACCAUCCUCGGGCAGUGGUUGAGGCAAAAUAUCCCAAAGAAGGCCAGGCUCAUGAGGCCAAGAAGCUGAGUGAUGCCAGAAGAUUCUUGAAUUACAAGCCAUCGGUCGAAUUCAAAUAUAAUCAGAAAGAAAAACAAGCAGAUUCAAUAAGAGACCUCCAAUCUUUUCAGAAAUCAUCUGCGCUCGAUUUUUUAGUUUCUAUUCGAUAUGAAGAUUAUAAUCUGGACCCUGAAAGAUGUAAUUUACUACAGUUACAAGUUCAGAUGGUUUUAGAUAAUUUAAAAGUGCAAAGAGAGAACUUUUUCUGGCUUGACGUAUCUCCAUCAUCUAUUGAGCGAUACACUGAAACGCGAUUACGCAUCACUGCAUCUGAAGCUAAAUAUUUCUUCACAACAAAGGAAAUUGGUCCCAUAAUUGCUCAGAAGUUAUGGAAUCCAUUUGAGCCUUCUGAAAGAUCUAUACUCAGUGAGGAACGCAAGGAAGAAGCUAUUAUGGAAUAUUCAAAGACUAGAGACCGCAGUGUAAUUCCAAUUGGGAAGAAAGGUGUUAUCAUAAAUCCAAAGCUCCCAGGAUUUUGUUGUGCACCUGAUGAUUUUUGGUCUCAUGAUCCGGAACUUUGGUUCAUCCACAUCGAAGCCCUGUUCACCACCAGAAACAUCAGAAGUGACCAGACGAAGUAUGGAGCUGUUGUUGCUGCCUUGGGCUCGGAUGUUCUCAAGGAGAUGUCCGACGUUCUCAGGAAUCCACCGCCCACAGAUACGUAUAUUAACCUCAAAAAUAUACUUCUCAAACGUUUCACUGACUCAGUUGAUCGCCAGUUACAUAAACUGUGGACAGAGAUGCAGCUUGGUACACAAGAGCCGAGCCAACUUCUCAGGCAAAUGAAAACGCUCGCUGGCAACAGAGCAAGCGAAGAACUCAUUCGCAGCAGAUGGCUGGCCCUGUUGCCUGAUACUGUGUCCAAGAUCCUCAAAGCAGUCUCUAACAACUCCACUCUCGAUCAGCUCGCUGAGGCAGCCGACAGCUGUAUGGAAAAUCACACCAGCUCCCAAGUCCUGUCAACCAGCUUCCAGUCCAUGGCUCUCAACAACCAGCCAAUGCUACCCAGUGCUCAGCAACCCAUGACCUUCAUUCCUCAGCCCAUGGGAGCUGAAACGCAGGUCAUGGCAGCCAGUCACGUGCCAUAUCAGAGGCAGAGCAACAGCAACAUUGAGCUGAGACUGAGCGCAGUGGAGAAAACAUUGGAAGUUCUGGCUGCAUCAGUCAGUAGUCUAUCAGCCAAGCUUACAGGGGACCACGACAGAAGAUCACGAUCUCGAUCUCGCACCCCAGGACCACCUGAUCAGUGCUUCUACCAUCGUAGAUUCGGUGCCAAGGCUGUCAGAUGCCUCAAGCCUUGCACCUGGGCGGUUGGCGACAGCGUUCAAAACAUUCCACCGAUCAAAGAGCAGCGUCUACAUGUCUACAACAAAUCUUCUCACACCAGAUUUCUUGUUGACUCCGGCUCUGUCGUAUCUGUUAUACCACGAACUCUUGCCAAGCAGAACCUGCAACCAUCGGACUUCAAACUCUACGCUGCGAACUCCACCAGUAUCACAACCUAUGGACAUCAACCAAUCACACUUAACCUCGGUCUCCGUCGAGCAUUUACCUGGCCUUUCAUCGUUGCUGACGUUCAGUCCGCAAUCAUCGGGGCUGACUUCAUUGUUCACUUCGGAUUGAUGAUAGACCUCAAGAAACAUCGUCUGAUCGACCCUCUCACUUCAUUAUCAACAACUGGAGAACUUGUCGAAACCUCAGUGUUCGGGAUAUCUACUGUAGACCAACACGUGCUCCCUGACAGCUUCUCUGAGGGCAAGUACGCAGCACUUCUCCAGCAGUUCAUCGAUAUCACCAAGCCUACUAUCUCUGCCGCUUCCCAAAACUCUGCAGACGUGGCGCACUACAUCGUUACUCAAGGACCUCCAGUUGUGGAGCGAUUUCGGAGAUUACCUGGUGAGAAACUGAAAGCUGCAAAGGAUGACAUCAACUUUCUGCUAGAGCUUGGUGUCAUUCGACCAUCCAGCAGUCAAUGGGCGAGUCCAAUCCAUAUGGUACCUAAGAAACUUGAAGGCUGGCGUACCACUGGAGACUUCAGGCGACUCAACGCUCAGACAGUCCCUGAUCGCUACCCAGUGCCCUACCCAGAGGAUAUCUUUCAACGCCUGCAUGGUAAGAAAAUAUUCUCAACAAUUGAUCUUGUACGAGCAUACCAUCAAAUCCCCAUGGCUCUAGAGGACAUCGAAAAGACUGCAAUUACAACACCCUUCGGUCUCUUCGAAUUUCUGGGCAUGCCCCCUGGACUACGUAAUGCAACUCAGACCUUUCAACGUCAUAUGGACAACAUCCUUAGGGGUCUGGACUUUGUUGGCUGCUUCAUUGAUGACCUCAUCGUGGCUUCUGAAACCCAUGAGGAGCAUCUUCAACAUCUUCAGAAAGUCUUCUCCAUCCUGCGUCAACACAAGCUCACGCUGAACCCUAGCAAGUGUGAGUUUGGCAAGGAAGAAGUAACUUACCUUGGUUACACUAUCAACCAACAUGGAUACAAAGCUCCAGACUCACGUGUCGAGGCGAUCAUCUCUUUUCCAAAGCCAGAAACCGUCGUCGAACUCCGUCGUUUUCUCGGGAUGGUAAAUUAUUACCGCAAGAGCAUCCCCAACGCUGCAGAGAUUCAGGCACCUCUGAAUGGACUCAUCCCAAGCCAGAAGAAGAAUGACAAAACUAAGAUCCAGUGGACCGCUGUCACGGAGCAAGCUCUGGAAAACCUCAAACAGAGUGUGGCUUCAGCAGCUCGCACAGCUUUCCUGUCACCUUCUGCUCCUCUCUCACUCACAACUGAUGCCUCUGACACCGCCAUAGGCGCAUCACUGGAACAGUUCGAGGGCAACAGCUGGAAGCCAGGACGUCACUUCGUCAUCAGAACUGACCACAAGCCUUUGGUCUACGCAUUCUCUCAAAAAGCCGAAAAAGCUUCACCUCGUCAACUAGAAAGACUCAACUUCAUUUCACAAUUUUCUACGGAGAUUGUCCAUCUGAAGGGUGAAGACAAUGUGGUCGCCGACGCACUCUCCAGGAUCAGUGCCAUCAACAUGCCCACCAUCCUGAGUGCUGAGAGGAUCCAGCAAGAGCAGCAAGACGACGAAGAACUCCAACAACUCAUCGAAAACAACAACAGUUCGCUGAAACUUCAACGAUUAUCCAUCGAUGGCAACAACUCAAUUUACUCCUUCGACACUGUUCAUGGGCUGUCCCAUCCCAGUGGCCGAGUAACAGUUCAUACACUCAAGCAGAAGUACAUCUGGCCUGGCAUCAAGAAGGACGCUCUGGAAUGGGCUCGCAACUGCAUCGCUUGUCAACGCUCAAAAAUUCAACGUCACAAUCGUCUAACCCCCAAGCACAUCGACGUGCCAGACUCUCGCUUCAACCAUAUUCAUCUUGAUCUCAUCGAGCUCCCAGUGGUCAACCGUCUCAGGUACUGCUUAACCAUCAUUGACAGAUUUUCCAGGUGGCCUGUAGCCAUUCCCCUGGACGAUAUGACAGCUGAUACCGUCUGCACUGCCUUCUACACCCACUGGAUCGCUCAAUUCGGUACACCUCUCACCAUAACUACAGAUCAAGGCUCUCAAUUCGAGUCUGCGCUCUUCAAGGCCUUAUCUCGACUGAUUGGUGCGCAUCGCAUUAGGACUACACCGUACCAUCCUCAGUCAAACGGCUUGGUUGAGAGGUGGCACAGAACUCUCAAAGCAGCUCUUAUGUGCAACUCACAAGCUCCAUGGCCUGAAGUUCUCCCCACAGUACUCCUUGGUCUUCGCACUUGCUACAAGGAAGACCUAAACGCUUCACCUACUGACCUCGUAUUUGGGACAGGUUUACGCGUUCCAGGAGAGUUUUUCGUCUCGGAAGACAUACCAGCUGAUCCUCAAAUCUUCGUGGAGAAAUUCCGGGAGCACAUCAGAAGCCUACGACCGACACCAACGGCCCACCACAACAAAGAGCGCGUCUUCAUCCUAAAAAACCUGUACUCUUUCUUAGAACGCCUGGACGACUACACCUUCAAAAUCAAGGUCGACGGAGACGAGAAGGUCGUCUCAGUGGAGAGACUCAAGCCAGCAUACAUUGCCAAAGAGGAUCCUGUCAAUCCUCAACAACCUCAGCAGGCUGAGGUACCUGAAAACAUUGGACCCCACCUACCGUCCUCAAGCAUGGACCCACCUCUUCGUACCUAUGCCAAAAGGAGAGACAAGACUGUUACGUUCCCUUCGAAUCUCACGAAGGUCACUGGGGGGGGGGGGAUGUGGCGACUCCGCCUCCGGUAG